AGGAAGAUCCGCGACCCCGGCGACCCCACGACCUCAGAGCCCUCGUGCCCACAGGAGGAAGCGAACAGAACGGAAGAACGAGUAGAGGACCAGUGACGCACUCCCUUCGUACAUAGCCGUGAUCACCCUUCACCCCUUUUGGAUCUUUGCCAGUCCGAAGCAACAACUUCUUUCCCUGCAGAAUCAACUCAGCUUCCGAUUCCGACCUUCGACGCCUUCUAGGCUAGCCUAGCGUUAGGUCGACACGAUGUUUGGGGUCAACACGAGGUUCUUCAUAUCGUCAGUGGGGAAGAAGGGGAAGCAGGGAGUGCAGUUAGCCAGUGGGAUGGUGGAUGGAUCACUUGGCAAAUGGGAUAACUUGGGUCAGCCACCCAUCUUGAAUCUUCAGUCCUCAAGGAAAUUCCAUGAAGUGGCUGGCGAUAAUGUCUGCCCCUCCCAGGUCCGAGGGCUUGACUACCUCAGGGAUCCACGGCUCAACAAGGGGAUGGCAUUCACAUUGGAGGAGAGGCAGCGACUGGGGAUCCAUGGCCUCCUCCCACCUCGAUUCAAGACCCAGGAGGAGCAAGUGGAACUUUGUAAACGAAACUUGAAUCGAUACCAGGAAGACCUGAACAAAUACGUUUACCUUGCUGGGCUUCAAGACCGGAAUGAGAGGCUCUUCUAUCGACUGCUGUCAGAGAAUGUAGAGGAGAUGAUGCCCAUCGUCUACACCCCAACUGUCGGCCUGGCCUGUCAGAAGUUUGGGGUCAUCUAUCGACGUCCCCGGGGUCUCUUUAUCACCAUCAAUGACCGGGGACACGUCUAUGACAUCCUUCGCAAUUGGCCAGAAAGUGAUGUGAGAGCAAUUGUGGUGACGGAUGGAGAAAGAAUCUUGGGUCUUGGAGACUUGGGUGCCUAUGGCAUGGGAAUCCCUGUUGGAAAAUUGGCCCUUUACACUGCUCUUGGUGGCAUCAAACCUCACCAAUGUCUCCCCGUUGUUUUGGAUGUUGGCACCAACAACCAGACCUUAUUGGAUGACCCAGUCUACAUUGGGUUGAGACAAAAGCGAGCUACAGGAGAAAUGUAUGAUGCAUUCAUAGAUGAAUUCAUGGAGGCUGUUGUCUCACGAUAUGGACAAAAUACCCUCAUCCAGUUUGAAGAUUUUGCAAACCACAAUGCAUUUCGUUUUCUGGCAAAGUAUCGGGAGAAAUUCUGCACAUUCAAUGAUGACAUUCAGGGAACAGCCAGUGUGGCAGUGGCUGGUAUCCUAGCCUCUCUUCGCAUCACCAACAUCCCUCUCUCCAAGAACAAGUUUCUAUUCCAGGGAGCUGGAGAAGCCUCAAUAGGGAUUGCAAAUCUAAUUGUGGCUGCAAUGGAGGAAGAAGGGCUGAGUCAAGAGGAAGCAAGGUCACAUAUAUGGCUGGUAGACUCGAAAGGAUUAAUUGUGAAGAAUCGAACAGAGGGUGGUGUUGCAGGGCACAAGAUCCCUUAUGCCAAAGAUCACCCUCCUGUGAAGAGUCUUGAGGAUGCUGUGAACACUGUGAAACCCACCUGCCUCAUCGGUGCAGCUGCAAUUGGAGGCGUGUUUACACCAUCUCUGCUGAAAAGUAUGGCUUCAUUCAAUGAGAAGCCCAUUAUAUUUGCUCUAAGCAACCCCACCUCGAAAGCAGAAUGCACUGCAGAAGAUGCCUACAUUAAUACAGAUGGACGGUGUGUGUUUGCAAGCGGAAGUCCAUUUGAUCCUGUCACAUACAAGGGCCAGACAUUCUACUCGGGUCAAGGAAACAAUUCUUACAUCUUCCCUGGAGUUGCCCUUGGGGUGAUAUGCUCUGGACUUCAUCAUAUCAGUGAUAACAUCUUUCUUAUGGCUGCUCAGAAACUAGCAUCUCUAGUCACAGAAGAUGAUCUCAGAAUUGGCAGAGUAUAUCCCUCAUUGAAGACAAUUCAGAAUGUGUCCCUCAAGAUUGCUGCAUACAUCACUGAGCAUGCCUAUGCCAAAAGGUUGGCAUCCACAUAUCCAGAACCAGUGAACAAGGAGGCAUUCAUCCGCUCUCAGCUCUAUGAUACUCAUUACUUGCAUGCCCUUCAACAGACAUAUAAAUGGCCCAACUUAGAGCGCUGAAUCCUACUGGUUCUUUUUGCUUUUUUUUUUUUUUUAGCCUAAAG
Darwinula stevensoni is the source of this 2145-nucleotide messenger RNA. Lineage: Eukaryota; Metazoa; Arthropoda; Ostracoda; Podocopida; Darwinulidae. The record is from the annotation of a GenBank genome assembly.